GGGCCCAGACCCGGAAGGAGCAGACGCUUUGGCGCAGGGCGUGCGGAGGUCUCCGGGGCCGCGGAGAGUGGCCUGCGGCCUUGUUUUUCGGGGACGGAGGCUUAGGGCUGGACGGGCGUCGCUCUGAGGUUAGGAAGUCGCAGACCUCUCCCUGUACGCGGCACCGCUUACCCGCGCACCAUCCUCUUUGGGGCCGGACUCCUCGGCCCAGCCCAGACCCAACCCGUCGUCACCCCCGACAGCGGGGACUAGGGGGGCGCUGCAGCCACCUGCGGGGUUCUCCACCCAGGAUGACUUCUAGAUCAGAGACUGUAGAAGAUACUUAGCUGUGAUGGGAUUGAUUCUGUAUUUUGACUUUUUUAUAACAAGUGCUAGAAGAGGAACCAGUGGCAUCUAAGACUCAUGAUCAUCAAUUGGAAUCAGAUCCCAACCCUGCGGAAGCGUGUGGUAAUUCGUCCACCUCCCUGGAGAUGACUGAAGACGUUUCAAAGAAACAGAUUCACCUUGGCUCUAGCCCUAAAAAGGGGGAAAGUUGUGAUCCCAGCCACCAGGAAGGACUUCAAUCCAGGUCCCUUUAUUUGUCCCCCAAAGAACAGUGUGCCCGUCAUCAAGACAGGAGGCAAUCCUGGCGGCGAGCAAGUAUGAAAGAAACGAACCGGCGGAAGUCACUGCCUCCCUUUCAUCAGGGCAUCACAGAGCUCUGCAGAUCCAUCAGUGUCAACAUAGCAGAAAGCAAACGGCUGGGCUGUCUCCUGCUUUCCAGUUUCCAGUUCUCUGUUCAGAAACUUGAACCUUUCCUAAGGGGCACUGAGGGCUUCAGUCUUGAAAAUUUUAGAGCCAAAGCAUCUUCUCUUUCUGAAGAAUUGAAACAUUUUGCAGACAGACUGGAAAGUGAUGGAACUCUACAAAAAUGUUUUGAAGAUUCAGAAGGAAGAGCACCAGAUUUGUCUCUGGAAACAUCAGUGGCUGAGAUGAAGGAAUAUAUAACAAAGUUUUCUUUAGAACGUCAGAGUUGGGAUCAGCUCUUGCUGCGCUACCAGGUGGAGGCUGAAGAGAUCAUAUCCAGAGGAUCAACUGAAACCAAAAAUACUGAAGUUGAAGUGGAACCUACAGCAUAUCUUGGGUCUUCCCAGAGUGAAGUCCUUAAUACAAAGCCUGACUACCAGAAAAUAUUACAGAACCAGAAUAAAGUCUUUGAUUGUAUGGAGUUGGUGAUGGACGAACUGCAAGGAUCCAUGAAGCAGCUGCACGCCUUUAUGGAGGAAAGUACCCAGUGCCUCCAGAAGGUGUCAGUACAGCUCGGGAAGAGAAGCACGCAACAAUUAGAUCCUUCACCAGCUCGAAAACUGCUCAAGCUUCAGCUGCGGAAGCAACCUAGCACACGUUGCUCUAAAUCUUGUCAGUGACCUUAUGCAGCUUUUCUGCCACAGGACGCUCCAGAGGAGAGAAACAGGAAGAGUGCCCCAGUGCACGGCAACUGCACAACGGGCUAAGCUGUGACAUCUGCCGUUGCCUUUGAAGAUAACUGGCUGACUAUAAAGCACUUCGAUUUUUUUCUUAAAAUGAUGGAAUUUAUGCAUCUGAAAGAAUGUCAUAUAGAAACUUUUUCCACGAAUGUGCAAAAUGCUUGAGACUUCUGCUUUGGAAUGACCUUCAGAACUAGUGGCCCAUUCUUUUAAACGUCCUUUGUGAUCAGAAACCUUCCUCUUGUGAAGAUGUUUUUCAGGUUUUGAAACAACGCGAAGUCAUUCAGGGCCGAAUCCAACAAACAUUUUAGGGGUCGUUCUGGUUGUAAAGGGAAUGAGACUGAUGCCUAGUGUGGCUUCGAAGGUGAUUUUAGGUAGAGGAGUUGUGAGCAUUGCUAGCAUCGUGUGGAUACAUAAAUCACAUCACAACAUGUCCAGAUUGAAGGAGGUUCCACGCAUUCUCUGUAUCCUGAUGUCUGUAGUGUGCUUUAGCUUUUAAUAUUGAGUCGACAUCCUAAAUCCUGGAUUCAUGGCAAGAAGGGGUUAAGUACCCCUUUUCAUCGUUCUCCGUAUUUGUUAAUAAUCUGCAGUAUAAGAUUGCGCAUACUUAAAAGCUUUCCCUUGUCUCUGUGUAUAUUUUGAGUGUAUAAAAAAAUGAAAAGGCAGGGAAGGCUCAGCAGAAAAUAGGAUUCUUUGCCAGGAUCUGGAAGUGAACCGUAGUGUGGAGAUACGCCUCAGCAUUAACUACCAGUAAAACACCAGCUAAUUUAUUGUUAGUGUCUCUUAUUCUCUGAUCCUCCUAUUAGGACAAAAUCCAUUUCACGUAAAUACCCAGUCAUUAUCCUAAGCCUUAAGACUUCAACUAAGCACCAGUUAGUGAGAGGUGAUAUCUCCUUGCUUUGACCUACAUUCCUUAUUCUUUCAUAGAUUUGCAGAGCCCCUGCUGUAUGCCACACACAGUUGCAGGAACUGGGAAGAGAGCAAAGAACAAAAACAGACCUGGGACCUCCUUUCAUGAUGCUCACAGUCUAGUGGGGACAAGGGAACAAGAAGACACGGAACAAGAAGAGAGCCCUUUUCCACAGAAGUGAUGUUUUAGUUAACUUGGGAAGGAGAAAGGAGUUAAAUAGGGCAGUUAUUUGAGGGAAAAGGAGCAGCAUUUACAAAGGUCUGAGGGGAGAGAGAAAAGUGUAAGAGCCACGUGAGACAAAGAUAAUCGAAAGUCAUUGGAAGGUUUUGAGAGAGAGAGAGAAAGGGUCAGAGCUUUAUUUUUAAAAGAUCAGGGACUUCCCUGGUGGUCCAGUGGUUAAGACUCUGCACUUCCACUGCAGGGGGCGUGGGUUCAGUCCCUGGUCAGGGAAUUAAGAUUUUGCAUGCCAAACGGCAGCAGCCAAAAAAAAUCACUCCAGUUGCUGUUUGGAGAACAGACAGAAGCAAGUAUGUGUGGGUGUGAGAGACCAGUUGGGCUAUUGUAGUCAUCAGGUGGGGAAUGACAACCUGUGCUGGGAGUUGGCAAUGGAUGAGUGGGGAGUCGUCCACAGUGUCUGGAACAUAGCAGGCAUGUCACCUACGUGUUACAAACGCCUAACUGCCACGUAUUAACUGACUGAGAAAAAGUUAUUUAACCUCUUAUUUGUAAGACUGGGGGAAUGAUAGAAUCUAUAUCACAGGGAUGCUAUAAGGGUUAGAUUAAAUAAUGUAAGUUUAGAACAGUGGUAUGAAUAUGAUGGAGGGGGUGGGUAAUAGAGCAGAUAAUGAGAUGGGAAAGCUUGCAGUUCAGUUUGGGAUGCCAAACAUGUCACCUAGAACUGUUGGAUAUACAGGUGGAAAACUGAGUAGGAAAACCUGGACUAGAAAUAAAAUUUGGAAGUUACUGAUACCCAGUUAUUAAAGCCUUAAGAGUAGAUAAUACUGUCCAGAGUAGAGCAAGAAGGGAAACUGGACAGACCCGAGGAAAGCUUUUAAGAAUCAGAGGAGUGGUGUGAAUUGCCUACUCUCAGAAGCAGAAUAGUAUAGUGGAAAGAGUGUAGAAUUUGGAGUGAAUCUUCAUCCUUAUCCUCAAUUUCCUUUCUGCGAAAUGGGGAGAGAUCACCUCUCUCCAAAGGUGAUUGUACCUCCCCAGCCCCAUUUUAUCUACUGCAUUGUAUUACAUCUUUUGUUGAUAAGAAUUUGUUUAAGCCCAAGGAUAGGAAGUAUGUUUUUGUGUCUUCAACAGCUAUGCAAGAUAGAGCACAGAAAAAGAAUAUUUAAUAAGCUCUGAGUAUUCUAUACACAUAUAGACCACAACUUUAUAAGAUAACUUCUAUUUCUGUCAUUAUAGAUGAGGAACUCA
Molecule: messenger RNA, 3798 nt
Organism: Aethalodelphis obliquidens (Pacific white-sided dolphin)
Lineage: Eukaryota; Metazoa; Chordata; Mammalia; Artiodactyla; Delphinidae
Gene: DSN1
Product: DSN1 component of MIS12 kinetochore complex
Exons: 11
Coding region: 471-1406 (311 amino acids)
Biological process (GO): chromosome segregation; cell division
Cellular component (GO): MIS12/MIND type complex
Source: RefSeq, a predicted model, not a curated record